AUGGCAAUAGAUGGUCAGACACCUAAUCCAGGCGAGGACGGACAUGUAGAGGAUAUAAUCCCUACAAUCCAUACCAGCGAUCCGCUGAUCGCCACAUUUCAAGAGGCUGAUGACCCUCCUGUUACUGCAACCUCUCUGAAAGCCGCACUCAACAAGCUCCGAAAGGAGUUUGAGAGCAAUAGAGCCUCUACCUCUAGGCAGCCGCCUAGGAAAGAGGGGGAACACCCCAUUUCUCCGAACGAACAAGCCACUGAGAGGCCCGGCUUAGUACAGGAACAAGCUAAGAACAAGUAUUGUCAUUACCACAAGGACGUGGGACAUGACACGAACGAUUGUAUCAAUUUGAAGAGAUUGUUGGACAAGCUAGCUGAGAAAGGCAUGCUGAACUCUUAUGUGAUGAAGUCCAAAUUCACUUACACACGGACAGACAACACGUCCGAGAAGAGACUGAAAAAUGAUAAGAGCAAAGACAAGGAAGAUGAUGGGAAUAACACUGAUUCAGGCUUUUUGGUCGUGAUAUCAGGAGGUUUCGCCUCAGGCGGCCUAACCAUGAAAGGGAUCAAGCAAGACGCCUGGAACUUGGGAAAGGUGAUGCAAACGGAUGCAGUAAAGGCCGAACCCUUUCCCAAAGUAAUCAUCAGCGAGACUAACCGGUGGGAUGUCAAAGCCCUGCAUAAUGAUCCCAUGGUAUUCAUUAUGAAGAUAGCCAAUUUGAAGGUUGGACGAAUAUUGAUUGAUACGAGUAGCUCGGCCGACAUCAUUAGCCUGGCCGCUUUGAAGAAUCUAAGCUUCCUAGAGGAUGCUCUUCAAGACAUCACUAACCCGUUGGUAGGAUUUUGGGGGAAUAUUAUCCACCCGGUUGGGCGAAUAGACCUACCCAUCCGCUAUGGGCAACAAAGGGAAGGAAGAGAUAUGGUUGUCCGCUUCUUGGUUGUAAAAGAACUGACUGGAUAUAACGUCAUACUCGGCCGUCCUACACUGAAUGCAGCCAAAGCAGUCAUUGUACCUCAUCUAAUGUUGCUAAAGUUCGAGAGGACGGACAGAAAAAUUGGGACAAUCCAAGGAAGUCAGAAAAUGGCUAAGGAAUGUAAUCAGUUGACCGUUAAGCCUACAACACGUGGACCAAAAUUGUCCGAGCCAAAAGAAUAA
Molecule: messenger RNA, 1149 nt
Organism: Chenopodium quinoa (quinoa)
Lineage: Eukaryota; Viridiplantae; Streptophyta; Magnoliopsida; Caryophyllales; Amaranthaceae
Exons: 2
Coding region: 1-1149 (382 amino acids)
Source: RefSeq, a predicted model, not a curated record